CCUCAUUCUCAUUCUCAUUCUUCCAUCAUCCCAUCCUUUCACUCUCUCGCCUUUUCUCUCUCUUUCUUCCAUUUCCUGUUGCGUUUAUCGAUCGGUAGUCGUACAUUUCCGGCGACAGACGACAAGGAAUAAAUACACAACACCACCGUAAAACCCGAUCUCCGCUAGCUUCUCCAUCUGGCCGGUCAAACAGAGACAGCGCCUCCCCGAGCGGUGCUCCAGGAAGCGAUCACAUCAUUUCCUCUCAGCUUUUUCCUCAUCUCCUCCCUCGUUAAAAGAAAGAUCAAUUCUUUGUGGAGCUGCCCCGCCCGCCCAUCAUGUUUCGAAGGAAGCAACAGAAUGUUCAGGAGAUUGACCCUGCACAGAGAGAUGCUAAGGUGAAUGAGCUACGGACUGCUUUAGGGCCUCUGUCAGGCAGGAAAGCAAAGUACUGCACAGAUGGAUGCCUGCGGAGGUACUUGGAAGCUAGGAACUGGAACGUCGACAAGGCUGCGAAAAUGCUGGAGGAAACUCUCAAGUGGAGAGCCACAUAUAAACCUGAACAAACCCGCUGGCACGAAAUAGCGCACGAAGGGGAGACGGGUAAGGUGUUUCGAGCCAAUUUCCGAGAUCGUGCUGGGAGGACAGUGCUGAUAAUGAGGCCUGGGAUGCAGAACACCAACUGUGCAGAGGACAACAUCCGGCAUUUGGUAUAUCUCAUCGAGAACAGCAUUCUCAACUUUCCUGAAGGCCAAGAGCAGAUGUCGUGGUUGAUUGACUACACAGGGUUUUCCUUGAACACCAGUGUCUCUAUUCGAACGGCUCGUGAGAUCAUCAACAUUUUGCAGAAUCACUACCCGGAGAGGCUCGCCCUUGCGUUUCUGUACAGCCCGCCAAGGAUUUUCGAAGCGUUCUGGAAGGCUGUGAAAUACUUCUUGGAUCCAAAAACUUCACAGAAGGUGAAGUUUGUGUACCCGAACAAGAAAGAGAGCGUGGAGCUCAUGAGCUCCCUCUUCGACGCUGACAACCUUCCUAAAGAGUUUGGCGGGAAGGCCACGUUGCAGUAUGAUCACGACGAGUUCUCUCGGUUGAUGGCUCAAGACGAUGUAAGAACUGCAAAGUUCUGGGGAUCGGAUGAGAAGCCGGUCCCCAUUUCCAGCAGUCUUGCUGUCAACCAGGUCGCCCCAGAGCCAUUGCCUCUGGCCCCAGCUGCCAGCUAGAAGCUAUAGCUUUGUCUAUCAUAGAAUAUCAAGCAAGUCUUACCUAUGAGAAAUCCAAAAUGGCGGAACAAAAAAGCAACUGAAAGGGAACUUCCUCAUCUAAUUUAUUAUUAGUGAGUGAGUUUAUGAAUUACCGGUCUAAAUUGAUGUACUUGUUUAACAGUUAUUGUUAUAUGCAGAUAGAACACAGUUUGUCUCUAAAAAACAUAUUCCUCGACUCUAUGCUCUUGUGCUGCUUGAUGUAUUUCCAUCUUGCCUAUUGGGAUUGUAAGAAUGAAACAAUUGAAAAGAAAUGAAACCUCAAUCAUUCUCUCUUUGACA
This is a messenger RNA of Linum tenue, 1520 nucleotides long. The record is from the annotation of a GenBank genome assembly. Lineage: Eukaryota; Viridiplantae; Streptophyta; Magnoliopsida; Malpighiales; Linaceae.